Messenger RNA from Prunus mume (Japanese apricot), 732 nucleotides. Lineage: Eukaryota; Viridiplantae; Streptophyta; Magnoliopsida; Rosales; Rosaceae. The record is from RefSeq and is a predicted model, not a curated record.
GGUUGCUUGGGUAGUUCUCGUCAUCGUGGUGUGGAAGUGCAGUUUGAUCAUUUGUAAUGGGUGCCAUGGAAAAUGUCAUAGAAAACAGAGAAGAUCGUUUACCAGCAGAAGCUAGGGAGAUUCUUCAAUCAUUGGCUUCCCAGUGGGAAGAUGUGGUUGAUUCAAAGGCACUCCAGGUGAUCCCUCUCAAGGGUGCAAUGACUAAUGAGGUUUUCGAAAUAAAGUGGCCAGCAAAGACAGGGGAGCUCUCACGCAAAGUUGUGGUUAGGAUUUAUGGUGAGGGUGUCGAUGUGUUCUUUGACAGGGAUAAUGAGAUCCGAACAUUUGAGUACAUGUCAAAGAAUGGUCAGGGACCUCGCUUGCUUGGGCGUUUUCCAAAUGGCCGAAUUGAAGAGUUCAUCCAUGCGCGGACACUCUCAGCAUCUGAUCUACGUGAUCCAGAUAUAUCUGCUCUUAUAGCUGCUAAAUUAAAGGAGUUCCAUGAACUUAAUAUGCCUGGCCCAAAGGAUGUCACCCUGUGGGAUAGAUUGCGAAACUGGCUCAGUACGGCUAAGAGAUUGUCUACCCCAGAAGAAGCUAAUGCCUUUCAGUUAGAUUCCAUUGAAAAGGAAAUCUCUUUAUUGGAGAAGGAACUCUCAGGACCUUCUCAAAGUAUGGGUUUUUGCCACAAUGAUUUACAGUACGGUAACAUCAUGCUCGAGGAAGGGAGUAAAUCAAUAACCAUAAUUGUAA